AUGGAGGAAGAGCAAAACACUGAUGAAGCACAGCUGGAUGUUUUAGACAUGCUGAUGAGACCCCCUUUUCCUGGGACCAUGCAAGAGGCCAUGGCCUACUGGGAGUACUUGGACUGCCAGACUGUGUCCUGUGAUGCCUGGCUGUGGAGGAGGAACCUGGGCAAACCAGACUGGGGGAUUAGGCAGGUUGGUGUGAAAGAAGCAUUGAACCUGAUGGACUACAGGCAUCUCCAGCCACAGCAAGCUGAAAUCCCCAGGGCCAUUUUCAAACUGCACCCUCUCAUUAAGGCUUUGGUGCAAGUCAGCCCCAGUGCAGAAAUCAAGUACAGGAAUUUGAAGCACAGCCUGACAGUGGCUGUCCACAAGUUUGGAGCUGAACUCUUGAACCAGUAUUGGGAGGUGGAAGCAUCUUUGCUACCUGGGAGGGCUGCUGACAGCAUACUUGUCCUCCUUAAACACUGGAGGAGGGUGACAGCCAGCCCAACAAGUUGGGAAAGGUUUGGCGCCAAGCUUGACACAGCACAGCUCCAAGUGCUCACUGGGUUAUACAAGAAGACUGGGAAAACAAAUUUUUGUGCGGCAUCAGGCACCAGGAAGCUGAAGAAAGAGGUGUCAGAUGUUACAAUUGGAUCUGAUGGCUGGCCUGCAAUGUUGGCCACCUCUUCUGCAUCAGAAACAGAGGCUGGUUCUGAUGAUGAAGCUCCUGAAGGCCCUGAGGCUUCUGAAGCUUCUGCUGCACCCAGCAACUCUUUGCUUGGGAGCCCACCUCCUGUGACCAAAGCCAAGUGGAGGGAAAAGGCUGGCAAGCCUGUGAAGAAAAGGCCUGCUGGGAAAACAAAUGAAAAGAAUGACAGUUGCCAAAAAAAACCAGCAGCAAAGAAAGACAAAGCAGCAAAAGUGAAAAAGAAUCCAAUGGGCACAGGCUUGGGGCCAGAGACACCAAUUUCUCAGGAGACCCUGAGCAUAGGUGGUGGCAAGAACCAGUCCUACAUACAACACAUGCCUUUGGGCCCCAACACUGACAAGAAGCUUGUGGUCAGUGUGUCCUUGGCCCAAGCCACCAAGCUCAAGGUGUCCCACAAGCAGCUGGUGGAGGAGCUCUUGCCUGCUUGCAAAGAGGCUGGUGCCACCAAGGGCUCAGUGUUGGCUGCCAGGUCGCCAAAAAGGAGCAGAAGCAAGAGCAAAAACCAGGCCAUGCCAAUGCCCAAGGGCAGCUGGAGCGAUGAUGGGGGGUGGGAAACAGGAUGGAGAGAUGGGUGGGAAGACUGGGAAGAGUGGGACACCUGUGGUGGUGAAGAAAAAGGCAGUGCCAUGCAGAGACAGAGGCUGGCAGCUGUGAGGGAGGUCCAAGGCCAGCCCAAGAAUGAACUGGAGGACCAAGUGCAGAGGCUCUCUGCUAUGGGCCAGUCCAGGUUCAAGAGGAUGCUGAAUAGGAAAGAAAAACAAGAAAAGGCUGAGAAGGAGAAGCAGGAGGUGCAUGCCAGUCCCACAGAUCUGCACCAGCUCCUGCAGGACCAGCCAAUGCUCACAAAAAAGGCCUUGGGAAAGGGCAAAAAGGCCUUGAGAAAGGGCAGCAGGAAGAAGAAAGCAGCACAAGCAGCAGCAACUCUGACCAGUCCAGCACAUCUACAGAUGGAGAAAAAGGAAAAGGGAAAAGGUGGAGCUAAGGCUGCACCAGAGGUGAAAAAGGAGGUGGACCAGGGCAAUGGAAGUGCCAAAGCCCUGAGGAAGGGCCAAAGCCCUGAGAGACCAGCCCUGCACAAGGGCAAAGCCCUGCAAAAGGGCAAAGCCUUGCAAAAGGGCAAAGCCUUGCAAAAGGGCCAGAGAGAAGCCCUUUGGGGUCGCUUUAGCAGGGCAAGGGAUGCCCUGAAGGACACCAAAGCCACAGAGCUGUGGGGUGACCUGAAGAAGGCUGGCAUCUACCAGAAAGAGUUGGUUGCCUUGACUGAAGUUUCAGGCAGCUUGGCUGGCAGAACCCAAGUUUCAAUGGGUGUUCUGGCUGCAACCUCAUUCCUGCUGCUUGUGAACAGGGGGUCCAUCAGGGUCAGGAAAGACCCAAAGGACCAACAAGAGUGGCAGUUCUGCCUGGAGACAGCAGUUGUCUUCAGUGACAAGCAGUCCAAGCAUGAGAUGAACAUGGAGGCUGCCACCAAACUGGAAGCCAUCCAAUGGAUGGAAGCCAGAAAGGCUGGCACCAUGUUGGGCCCUGAGGAAGGGCUGGCAGCAAAUGCCUUGAAUGAUGUCCUCCCCACCAGUGCCAAAAAAAAGGCUAAAGAGCUUGCAGCUAUCAAAGGCAAAGAGUCAGAUGAAGAAGGUGAUGCAGAAGAUGAGGAAGAAGAUAGCAAACAAAUACUCAAUGCAGCUGCAAAGGAAGCUGACCUCCUGUCAGACAUGGGGGGUAGCAAAAGCAAAGACCUCACAGCCAAGAGAAUCUUGAAGAUGCUCAAACUGGUCAAGCAACUUAAUGCUGACCUUGCAAAGGGCAGCUCAGGGAGUAAGGCAGCAAAGCACCAGAAAGAUUUGCAAAGUUGCCAAGUUGAGUUGCAAAAACUUAGCAAACAGGGGCAGAAGGUCAAGCUGGAAGUUGCCAAGGACACACUCUUUGAAGCAGCACUGGCUGUAAAGAGAGCAGAAAAGGGGCCUUCCAUCCAAGCACUUGCUAUGGCUGCAAGCAAGUCAGGGGCAUACACCAGUGAUAUCCAGGAGCUUGCAUCCCUUGGCAACCAUGGCCAGAAUCCCAACCACAUUGCCCACCAAUUGCAAUCCAAGUACUGUGAAAGCACUGACAUAGACUUGCCCAUGCCCUACUUUGUGGAGACCCCUGUGCAGCUCAGAACAGCAGAUGGCUUGUCUGUGGCACAGAAGAAAGUAGGGAUGUUCUUACCACAUGAGUGGUUUCAUUGGCUUUGUGGCCAAGACCAGGCUAUGUCAGGGUUGCAAAAUGUUGAAGAGUUCUGGAGAGAACACAGCUCAAGAGACCCACAGCUGAAGAACAACAUCAUCAGAGAGCAUAGACAUAAAUCUUUGCCCUGUGGCUUACAUGGAGAUGGAGGCCAAUUCCAACGAAAUGAUAGCAUCAAUGUGAUCAGCAUGAGGAGCCUGCUAUCCAGCCUCAAUGUUGCUUCAAGCCAACUCUUGCUACUGGCUUUGCCAAAGGGUGCCAUCAACAAAAGCCCUGAUGAUGCAGCAUGUGACACCAUGAAGGUCCUUUGGCAAGUACUCCAAUGGUCUUGGGAAGCUGCUUUCUACAACAAGUUUCUUGAAUUUGACCAUGCAGGGAACCCUUGGCCAGCAAAGUCUUGGAGACAGCAGAUGGCUGGUCAACCUUUGAGCAGAGAAGGCUUCAGAGCUUGCAUCUGGGCAGUGCAGGCAGAUGGUGAGUACCUCCAGAAUGAGUUCCAGCUGAAAGGUGCGUCACAUGAGGAGAUGUGUUUCAAUUGCUCAGCAAACAAAAGCACUCUGCCCUACAAUGACUUCAGGCCCACUGCAGCUUGGAGGGCUACAGUGGUGGAGCAUGCAGGGGCAUGUCCUACAGAUCAUGUGAUCAGCACCAUUCCAGGUGUGGUUGGUGAAACCUUCAAAUAUGACACCCUACAUGUGCUAGAGGAAGGCCUCACAGCACAUGUGCUGGCCAAUGUCCUCUUUGACCUGGUUGUGAAGCCAGGCCUGCCAGGAACACAGAAUGAGAGACUGACCUACCUCUUUAGGAAAAUCUGCACCCUCUACCAAGAGCAAGGCAUUGAGGCCAGUGACAGGAUCAGGAAGCUGACACUCUCUACUUUCUGCUCUCCAAAGAGCAAGCAUGAUCAGUUUCCUACUUUGACAGGGGUGAAGGCUAGACACUGCAGGUGGCUGGUACCCGUGCUGGAAGAGAUAUGUUUGGAAUUCCAGAGUACAGAGGACAAGUACAGUGUACAUCGGUUUCAAACUGUCAAGCACCUCAACCAGCUCUACACAACCUUGGACUGCAGUGGCAUGCACCCCACAGGGGAAGAAGCAGCUUCUUUCAAAAAAAGCAUGAACCUUUGCCUCCUACACUACUCCAGGCUGUCAGUGUUGAGCAUCCAGAAAGGAAUUCUACAAUGGAAUGUGACCCGCAAGUUCCACUUGUGUGAGCACUUAGCAAGUGUCUUUCAGUGGUUCAAUCCUAGAUUUUACUCCUGUUAUGCUGGUGAAACAAUGGUGGGCCACCUAUCAGCCCUUGCUCAUUCCUGCCUGAGUGGCACUGCCCCCUACCAGGUGGCCAGUAAGGUCACUUGGAGAUACAGGUUAGCUCUUCACCUGAGGAUCCAAGGAGCUGAUUUUUCAUGGCAAGAUAUAGAAAGUGAUUAA
Molecule: messenger RNA, 4332 nt
Organism: Cladocopium goreaui
Lineage: Eukaryota; Dinophyceae; Suessiales; Symbiodiniaceae
Source: the annotation of a GenBank genome assembly